CCUUUUUGUGCCGUAAUAUUAUAAUAACUCUCACGACAAGUUGAUAUUCUGAUAGACUCGUUCUUCUGUCUAUCACAUUCCUAGAAUCCUUUCCAAGCCAGACAUAAAAGACAAGUCUAUCGGCUGGCAUCCCUCACCCACUACAAUGGUUUCUUACACAGAAAUACAAGGCUCCAACGCGCUGAUCAACGAUGCCACGGCCCCACGAGUCGCCGUCUUCGUCGGCGGUACAUCAGGCAUCGGAAAAUUCACUGUUAGGGCCCUAGUCGCCACGGGUGCCAGCGUGAGAAUCUACCUAGUCGGUUGCAAGAGUUCCGAAGAGCGCACGAAUGCUUUCAUCCAGGAGUUGCACACCAUCAAUCCCAGGGCCGAAGUCAUUUGGACGGAAGGCGAGGUCUCGCUCCUUGCGGACACAAAGAGAGUAUGCGAGGUGAUCAAAAGUAAGGAGCCACGCGUCGACUUGCUGUUCCUUUCCGCGGGUUACGCACCAUUCGGUACACGCAGGGAGACUACCGAGGGCUUGGAAAUCGUGCAGAGCCUGGAGUACUAUUCGCGAAUGCUCUUCGUUCUACAUCUUCUCCCUCUCCUAGGCAAAGCGGAAGUCCCCAGGGUCAUCAGCGUUUUUGCGGGCGGGUUGAUGAAGACAACUAUCGACUUGGACGACAUAGACCUGAAGAGGCCUGGGAAUUUCGGCGUCAUGAAGGCCAAGACGCAAUACGGAAACAUGAACACGACGAUUUUGGAGAAGCUGGCCGACGAAAAUCCCAAUGUGACAUUCAUCCACUCCUGGCCCGGGUCGGUCAACACGGGCAAUGUAAGAAGGGGUUUGGAUCCGAAUUCGAUCCUGGCCUGGCUCGUUGGCUUAUCUUUGAGCCCCUUUUUGGCCUAAUUUCGUUCAGCGACGAUGAGUCUGGACAGAGGCACUUGUUCAAAAUCACCAGUGCUGCUUUUGGCGGUCGUGGCAUACCAUGGAAGGGCAAGCCGGGUGUAAAUUCGCUGGAGAGGCAGGCGGAUGGUUUUUUUCUCGUCAAUAAUAAGUGCGACUGUACUCCAAAUGCGAAGGUCAUGUCUUUACUCCGAGAGAAGGCACAGAGAAAGGUUUGGGACCAUACCCAGGAAGUUCUUCGACCAUAUCUAUAAACUGAGGAUUCUCCUUCAUUAAUGUUAAUGAAGUCUCUUUAGUCGGUGGAUUCAUGAUACUAAUAUCUGAGUGGGUUAAUGAGUUUACUUCUGGAGAUAUACUAC
Molecule: messenger RNA, 1245 nt
Organism: Phialemonium atrogriseum
Lineage: Eukaryota; Fungi; Ascomycota; Sordariomycetes; Cephalothecales; Cephalothecaceae
Exons: 1
Coding region: 146-889 (247 amino acids)
Source: RefSeq, a predicted model, not a curated record